CACGUCAUCUCGUUUCAAGCGCAAAGCCAUAGUGCAGCAACUCAAUAAAAAUAAAAGGCAGCUCCGCGAAGAGAAUUUGCCAAUUCGGUUCUCAAAUCCACGGCGACGGUCGGUUGGAAUAGUUUCCGAGGGAAUUUGCAGCCAAGUAUUUGGACUCGAAUGGCGCAGUACCAAUGUUGUGAGGCCGGAUUCUUCGUUCGCAUUGCCAUGGUGCUGUUUCUGGUGCUGUUUGCGGGGCUAAUGUCCGGGCUGACUUUGGGCCUCAUGUCUCUAAGUCUCGUCGAUCUGGAAGUUCUCGCAAAGUCCGGAACUCCCAAGGACAAGCAACAUGCUGCGAAGAUAUUGCCAGUUGCGAGGAACCAGCAUUUAUUGCUUUGUACACUGCUGAUCUGCAAUGCUGCUGCCAUGGAGGCACUUCCUAUAUUUCUGGAUUCUCUAGUCUCAGCUGGAGGUGCAAUCUUGAUAUCUGUGACAUUGAUACUUCUGUUUGGUGAGAUCAUCCCACAAUCUGUUUGUUCCAGAUAUGGACUUGCUAUAGGUGCUGCUCUGGCCCCUGUUGUUCGUGUCCUCGUCUGGAUCUGUUUUCCGGUUGCAUAUCCAAUAAGCAAGGUGUUGGAUUAUGUGCUUGGCCAUGGAGAUAGAUCUCUAUUUCGACGUGCUGAGUUGAAAACUCUUGUUGAUUUACAUGGCAAUGAGGCUGGUAAAGGUGGGGAGCUCACACAUGAUGAGACAACUAUUAUUGCUGGGGCACUAGAACUCAGUUCAAAAACUGCUAGUGAUGCCAUGACUCCAAUCUCUGAAACGUUUUCUAUUGAUAUAAAUGCAAAACUUGAUAGGUUCUUGAUGAAUCUGCUUUUGGAGAAGGGGCACAGCAGGGUGCCAGUCUACUAUGAGCAACCUACAAAUAUCAUUGGCCUUGUUCUGGCAAAGAAUUUGUUAACAAUUCAUCCUGAGGACGAGGCUCCAGUUAAGAGUGUACCUAUCCGCAAAAUUCCUAGGGUUCUGGAAACUAUGCCAUUAUACGACAUCUUGAAUGAAUUCCAGAAGGGUCACAGUCACAUGGCUGUUGUUGUGAGACAAUCCAGCAACACAACUGCACCUGCACCUGCACCUGCUGCCGAGAAUACUGUAAAAGAUUUAAAAGUAAAUGUCGAUGGCAAAAAACGCUGGUCUGGUAAAAAUGGGAAGAAAAAAAGACCACCCCUGCAGAAAUUGAAGAGUUUCGCGGACAGUAGAAGCAGUUCAUUCCAGAACAAAAAGUGGACCAAAAAUAUGUAUGCUGACAUUCUUCAGAUUGAUGAAAGUCCACUGCCAAAGCUCCCCGCAGAAGAAGAGGCUGUCGGGGUAAUCACCAUGGAAGAUGUCAUUGAAGAGCUUUUGCAGGAAGAGAUAUUUGAUGAAACCGAUCACCAAGUUGAAGAUUCAUGACAUAUACAUACACAUAUAUAUAUAUAUGUAUAUACAUACAUGUAGAGAGAGAGAGAUGAUUGUGAGGGACAUUGAGGCCAUUUCUCACAUUGUUAUUAAAUAUUGUGGUUGAUAAUGUCUUAAUGUGUGAGUUUACUAGAACUUCCAUGCACGGGCACAUAUAUAUAUAUUUGGUAACGUUGGACUA
Andrographis paniculata is the source of this 1615-nucleotide messenger RNA. RefSeq names its product DUF21 domain-containing protein At2g14520-like. The transcript is spliced from 11 exons. NCBI's taxonomy places the organism in Eukaryota, Viridiplantae, Streptophyta, Magnoliopsida, Lamiales, Acanthaceae. Gene Ontology annotation, biological process: magnesium ion homeostasis. The coding region runs from base 160 to 1428 and encodes 422 amino acids. The record is from RefSeq and is a predicted model, not a curated record. Gene Ontology annotation, cellular component: intracellular membrane-bounded organelle.